This is a messenger RNA of Paramecium sonneborni, 1654 nucleotides long. NCBI's taxonomy places the organism in Eukaryota, Ciliophora, Oligohymenophorea, Peniculida, Parameciidae. The record is from the annotation of a GenBank genome assembly.
AUGGGAAUCUGUUCAGCAAAAAACAAAACUAAUUAAGAACUAAAAGAAUAACAUGAAACUCUACCUUAAUAAUCUCCUUAACUUGAUCCUACUUAAGAUGCACAAAGAAAUUGUAAAUCUGAAACGCAUAUCAAAACUAAUAAAUUACCUGCACAAUCAUCUAAUCAAAAUCUCAAAGCCAAAAUUGUUACUAGUCCAUCUGCAAAACCGAUUAAACGCAUGGUCUGGGCAGAUUAAAUUAUUGAAAAUUCAGGUCAACGUGGUACACUAAAAACAUGGAUUUCAAUAAAAAAUACUAACUUCUCUAAAUAUUACUCUAUUUUAAGCAAAGAACAAUCAAAAUGUCGUAUAAAAUUGAAUGAAUAAAUGGCACUUGUCCAACACAAUCUGAGUGGUAAGAUUAGAGUAGCUGAAUUCAUUUUUAAAACAAAUGAAGGUGAACAACUUGUAGAAUCUAUUUAUAAAAGUUAACUAGUAUUUAUAAACUUACUAAAUUUUAGAAUCAUCCUAAUUUAAUUAAGCUAGAUGAAAUUUAUUAAGAUGCAUCCAAAUAUUAAAUUAUUCAUGAUUUUUGCAAUGGAGGUUCACUUCAAUAAUAUUUAGCUAUAUCAGUUUAUACGUAAUAACAAGCAGCACUGAUAUUGAAAUAAAUCAUUGAAAUUAUUUCAUAUAUUCAUAAAUUAGAACUAAAUCAUGGUGGAUUAUCAUUAAUUUCUUUUUAAAAGUAUAAUUAAUCUAAUUCAAAUUACAUUAAAUUAGUAGAUUAUAAACCUAUUCAUGUUAAACAAAUGAUUUCAACAAAAGAUAGUUUAAUGUAUACAGCUCCAGAGGCACUUACAUAACCUGAAGUUUAUACUCCAGAAAUGGAUAUAUGGAGUAUAGGUGUAAUGCUAUAUAGGAUGCUUUCUGGUUAAUAUCCAUUUUAAGGAUCAAAUAAGGAGGAAUUACUAGAAUCUCUUAAAAAGUAUUAAACAUCUGAUGAAUUAAUAACAGAUUGUUUACCUCGUAAUAGUGUAGAAACAAUAAAAAAAUUCUUAAGAUGGGAUCCAAAAAAAAGAAUGAAACUAAAUUUGGCUUUAAAUGAUGCUUGGGUUAAAUAAAAUAUUGAAUAAUCAAAAGUAGAAUAAGAUCAAAUUGUUAAAUAACUUGAUCAGAAUCACCCUCUUUCCUUUUUAUAAUGUUGUUUCUUAUAGCAUAUGAUUACAACCUUUUAAUCUGAUUAAGAAUAAUCUUUGUAUUAAAUUUUUGGAUAGUUUGAUAUUAAUCAUGAUGGUAAAAUAAAUAGAUAAGAGUUAACAUAAGCUUACUUGAAUCAAUUUUCAAAUAUAUAAGAAGUAAAAGAACACGUUGAUUCAGUUUUUAAAGGUGUAGAUAUUAAUAGAAAUGGUGAGAUUGAUUUUUAAGAAUUUUUGAUAGGAGUAAUAGAUCGUAAUACAUUGAUUACUACUGAUAAUAUAAAAGAAGAAUUUCGUAUAUUAUCAGAUGUAGAAGGUCACAUUUCACUUUCGAAGAUGUGCUAAUUAUAUCAUAAUAAAAAAUAGCAAUUAAAAUAGUAAUUUUCCAUAUAUGAAAAUAAUCAAGUAUUUUUUUAUUUUAUUAUUAUUUAUAGAUAAAUUUUAAAUAAUUUUAAGAUUUAAUGUUUGAUGCACUUUGA